AUGAAGGCCGCUGAAGAGGUGCGAAGCGGAAAUGCACGUCUAGCAGCAAUAUGCGGUUAUUUGGCCAAGCCUGACACAGCACAUUCAAAAUUCAGCUCCUGGCAGACGUACUCGGAUUCAGAUAUAGUACAAGACUUUGAACACGUAGCAAGAAAACAGGUCUUCCGUGCCUACGACACCUUGAAGCGGCAUCAGCGUGAAACGUCAAGUGAAGAGGCAUGGAAUCGAGCUUCGAUCGAGCUGUGCAAAGCAUCCAGAAUGCAUGUACGCCUUUAUAUUGUCCGAACCUUCUUGGAAAAGGUCGCCACUGCUCCAGAUGCCUCCCUACGAUCGCCGCUCACAGAUCUCACGCGACUAUAUGCUUUCGAUUUAAUUACUGCCAGUCAGGGAGAGUUUUUGAAGGGAGGUUUCAUGUCGGAAAGUCAAGCCGAAGGAGUCCGAGAUGGUAUUUAUCGAUGCCUGGAAAGGCUUCGACCAAACGCUGUCUCCUUGGUUGACAGCUGGGACUUCGACGAUGCUGAGCUCCACUCGGUUCUUGGACGUCGUGAUGGAAAUGUCUAUCCAGCUCUUCUGGAAUGGGCCCAGAAAGAGUCAGCUGAAUAA
This is a messenger RNA of Cooperia oncophora, 603 nucleotides long. NCBI's taxonomy places the organism in Eukaryota, Metazoa, Nematoda, Chromadorea, Rhabditida, Trichostrongylidae. The record is from the annotation of a GenBank genome assembly.